Molecule: messenger RNA, 1980 nt
Organism: Ceratitis capitata (Mediterranean fruit fly)
Lineage: Eukaryota; Metazoa; Arthropoda; Insecta; Diptera; Tephritidae
Product: alkaline phosphatase
Exons: 3
Coding region: 101-1729 (542 amino acids)
Biological process (GO): dephosphorylation
Molecular function (GO): alkaline phosphatase activity
Source: RefSeq, a predicted model, not a curated record
AUAAAAGACAGUGGGCUCGGCAGUUCGAAGGUAGUUCGGAGGAAAUUAGCAUACGUGCAGCACACCGUGAACUCUCAGCUUCUACACUCUAACCAACGCAAUGUACAGCUUACACAACACGCCGAUCAAGCUAUGUAGGACACUGGUGCUAGCACUGGUAUCGGUGCAGUUUUGUGCACACACGUACGCCGAUCUGCAUGCACCACCCUUCUUAAAUAAUCUUGUGCGGGACUCUAACAACAACAUGGGUAUUGGCAUGGCUUUGAAUAACCGUCGCGUGCCGGCGUCCGAGCUUGAAGCCAAAUUCUGGCAAAAUCAGGCCAGUAAUGAGCUACUGAAGAAACUCAACCAGCAGAUGAAUAAGAACAAAGCGAAAAAUGUCAUAUUCUUCCUCGGUGAUGGCAUGCCAAUAUCUUCUAUCACGGCGGCGCGCAUUUUACAUGGACAACGCGUCGGUUAUCCAGGCGAGGAGCAGCUUUUGUCAUUUGAAAAAUUUCCAUAUUCCGGUCUGAGCAGAACUUACUGCACGAACGCCCAAGUAGCCGACUCGGCGUGUACCUCUACCGCCUACCUUUGCGGCGUGAAGACGAACACACUGCUGCUCGGCGUCAAUGCAAAGGUCAACUAUGGCAACUGCACAGCCAGCAUGGAUCCAGCCAAUCAUCUCACCUCUAUCUACGGAUGGGCGCAAGCUGCGGGCAAGGCGACCGGUUUCAUUACCACCACGUCGCUAACGCACGCCAGUCCCUCCGGUGGUUAUGCGCAUGUGGCCAAUCGCAUGUGGGAAUCCGAUGCUGAUGUACGUUCUUAUGGUGAAGACCCCACCAACUGCAUGGACAUAGCUACACAAUUGAUCACCGAACUGCCUGGUAAGAAUUUGGAUGUGUUGAUGGGUGGCGGUAUGGGCAAGUUUCUACCGAAUUCAAUCACUGACUCAUUCGGCAAUCCCGGCGAACGUUUGGAUGGCAAAAAUUUACUCACCCGUUGGCAAAAUCUACAUCCCAAGGGUAUUAUUGCUAAGAAUCGCGAGGAACUGCUCCGGCUCAAUAUCACAAAAGUUUCAAACAUAAUGGGUAUCUUCCAAUCAAAGCUAAUGAAAUAUAAUCUCGAAGCCGAGGAUUAUCAACCUACACUAGCCGAGAUGACUGGCGUAGCGCUGGCAUUCCUCAGUCAAAAAGAACAGGGUUAUUUCAUCUUCAUCGAAGGUGGACUCAUCGACUAUGCGAACCACGCGAAUAGGCUAAACGUCGCCUUGGACGAGCUCCUGGAGUUCGAUAAAGCCAUACAAUUGGCGCGUGCCAUGACGGAUCCGGCCGACACGUUGAUUGUGGUAUCAGCCGAUCAUAGUCAUCCACUAAGUAUGGCUGGUUAUCCGGAGAGAGGCAACAACAUUUUAGGUUUGAAUAAUUUGGGCAUGGAUGAAGAUGGCAUACCCUAUGCGACAAUGAACUAUGCCGUGGGGCCCGAGCAAUAUCUUGAGCCGGAUGGCGUUAGAAUGGAUCUAACGGGGAAAUUGGGUACACCAGAUUCCAUACAGCCCAGCUAUAUUAGAAUAUCCAGUGGCGUGCAUGGUGGUGAAGAUGUAGGCGUCUACGCCUCUGGUCCUUGGGAACAUCUAUUCACUGGCGUAAUGCAGCAAAAUCUACUACCACACAUGAUGGCCUACGCGAGCUGCAUUGGCGAGGGUCCGCAGAUGUGUAGCCAAACGCGUGCUACUAAUGAGAAUUAGUUGAAGACAGAAGAUGUUGUUAAAUUCAAGAGCUAAGAUUGACAGUGAAGUGAACAGAUGUGUGCAAGGGACUGUAGUUUAGAUAUAAGCUGCUCGUUAUAGUACAGUGGUGAGAGUCACAAUAUAAAUAUAUAUACAUAUAUACCUACGUAUAUAUGUAUGUUUGUGGCCACUCUUUACAUUUUUUAUAAUUUGUAAGGCUGUAAAUAUUUUUAGUGCUGAAGAAAUAUAAGAUUUGAUUACAAUCGCAA